CAACAAAACAGAAAACUUUUGACGUUUAGGUUAUGGAUAUAUAUUUUCAUUUCAUCCAAAUAAUAAAUGGUUUUCUCUAAAAACCUUUAACGUACUUAUUUCUUUAUUUGAAAGAAUGGAAGGUUUUGUAGAUCAUCGACUUAUUUGCAGAGCUUGUUUAAAAAUUGUAGAAUCUACUACACAGAGCUUUGGAUAUAUUGAAGAUGCAACUGGAAAUUUACGAGACAUGUUACUGUGUUGUGUUCCCGAAAUGGAUGUUUUUGUGUCUUACAAUCCUAUUGUAUGUAUUCAGUGUAUACAAGCUCUGAUUAAUGUUUACCAAUUUAAAUCAAGAUGUAUUAAUACAGAGACUAUAAUACGUACUUUUAUGAAAAAACACAACCUGAAUGAGGAUAACCCAGUAAAUCUAAGUGCUGUUGUUCAAGAACUAAUAGAGAUUAAUAAUUUUUGCAAACAACAAGAAGAAAGAAGGCGACACAUGGCAUUUGAACAGCAAAGAAAUAAUGUAGCACAUCAUUUUGUUCCGUCUCCACAUUUUUUAGAUUCUCUGAAUCAACCAGAUAUGCCAAUUUCCAAACAACAGAAUAAUAAUUUGUUAACUCCUACUCCUCCACUCAACAUUUUAGAAGGGAUGAAUCAGAUUCUUGGUAAUAUUCCGAAACAAAGUUAUCCACAAAUGCCUAGACCAAGUUUUGUGAGAUCUAGAUCACCUUCAAAUCUUGCAAUACAUAAUUUGGGACUUCCUCAUCAGAACCAUUCAGGUCUUGCUAAACCAUUGCGAUCUCCAAUGUUAAUGUCCCAUUUGGAAGCUCCAUCUCUAAACACUACCAAUGGAUUCACUUUACCGCCUAUUCAGUCUUCAAACGUUCCAAUCCAACAUAAUAUCGUGGAAUCUUCAACGUCUAAUAAUGAAUCUGAAAUAUCAUCCAAUCGAGAAUCUUCCAAUAUAGCUGAUGAAAAUAGUAUUAGUAAAAUUAACGACUUAAAAAUAGAUACAGUCAACGAAAAUAUUAAAAAAACAGAAAAUAAGUGUAAUUUUUCUGAGAAAAGUAAUACACAAAUAAUUAACUAUCAUCCAAUUGAGAGUGACCGCAGGUUGGUUAUAAAAAUACCAAGGUACAAAAUUACAGUACCUUAUAAAAUUAAAUCAAAUUUUAAAGAUUCUAUGUUAGAAAACUCAGAUGAUAAAAAUUAUGAAACUGAAGAUGCAACGCUGGAUAAUUCUAUUGAUCCAUCAUUAGAAGAUAUCCAGAUUGACAUGGACGAGGAUAUUCCAGAAGAUUUUCCUGAGUAUAUUCCAGAGGUCGGUAGUAUCGAAGUCAAUCAAAUUCAUAAUGAAGAAAAUAGAGAUACGAGUAUGGUACAACCUAAAAAUAUAACAAAAAUCUUCAACUGUGCAUGCAUGUAUCUCACCACAUCCGAAACAUUAUAUCAACAGCACAAAGAAAGGUGUAAAAGAGCUAAGAAAAAUGUUGUAAAAUGUCCUCACUGUCCGCAUAUUACAAAUAGGACUUACGCUUUAAAUAAACAUAUUAAUACCAUGCAUACUAAAUCAGUUUGGUUCCAUUGUGAGUUCUGUACAUACCGAAGUACUGACAAAUCAUGUCUUCGCCGCCAUGUAAGGAAAAACCACGAGGAAAAACCUGAUGUGGAAUCUGGUAAACAAUUCUGUUGCAAUAUCUGUAAUAUGGCGGUUGCCACCGAACACAAUUUAAAUAGGCAUAUGAUGAAACAUGAAGAAACCAUUAAUGCAAAUUAUAAAUGUGAUUUUUGUUCCUAUAACUCCAAAGAUCGCAGUAAUUACAGAAAACAUAUCUUUACACAUUCUCCUAUACAGUUGCAGUGUCCAAAUUGUCAUUACAUGAACGUUUCACCUUAUCAGUUAAGAACGCACAUAAAAAGGUUUCACGAUGGUGCUGGUAUCGAGACUGCCGAUUGUAAAAGUGAAACGCCGAUUAUUGAAAUUGUUAAUGACAUUAAGGAAAUGAUUAGUCGUAUUGAAAAUUUUCAAGCAAAUGAACGUAGUUAGUUUUAGAAUUAUUUAUUAUCCGAAAGAUAUUGUUUGUGUACCCAAUGAACACGGGCAAGUUAAUAUUUUGUAAAGCUAAUUUAAAUUAUACGAGCAACAAAGCUGCCACUUAAUGUCAGUUUGCGGAAAACGUCAACUUUGCGGUUGGAUUUCGAAACGGAAAAGUCUACUUUGGAUAGUGAUUGUAGAAAAAUGAAUUUUUAUGAAUAUUUUUUCCUUUACACCGUUCUAAGGCCCAAUUCUAAAAGUUUUAAUCUGCAUUUUCUUUCUGUGAUAUAUGUUUUUCCAAGAAAAUAAUAUUUUUUUGGUAAGAUUGAAAUUAUGGCAUCC
Psylliodes chrysocephalus is the source of this 2359-nucleotide messenger RNA. Lineage: Eukaryota; Metazoa; Arthropoda; Insecta; Coleoptera; Chrysomelidae. The record is from the annotation of a GenBank genome assembly.